AUGGCCUCGCGGCCUCUGCAUCCCCGCCGGAUUCGGCCCAUCGCCGCGGCCUCCCUGGUGCUCUUCCUCCUCUUCCUCUACACCCGCUCGGGUGGGGACUCUCCGCGGCUCCCGGGCUCCGAUUCGCGCUCGCUCCACCGCAGGUUCCUCUCCGGUGCCGAUCCCGCCAGCCCCGCCGCGUCCAGAGGCGGGAACCUUUCGGAGGUCACCGGGGUGAACGGCGAGCAGCUGGAGAACCCCUCCACCGCGUGCGCCGGCAUAUCGCGCCACGAGGGUUUCGGGUCCCAGUGCGAGUUCCUCCGGGCUCACCCGCAGUGCAGCUCCGGCGGAUUCGUCGACUAUCUGGACUUCUUCUACUGCAGCCUCGAGAAGAUGUCGGCGCUCCUGCGGCUCCCACCGACUGUGGCCGGUGUCACGCUGCUCCCCUUUGGUAAUGGUGCUCCUGAUGUGUUUGCCAGUAUUGCAGCGUUUAUGGGGUCUGGCGCCGGGGAUGUGGGGCUGAACAGCGUGCUGGGCGGAGCGGUGUUUGUUACUUGUGUUGUUGUUGGGGCAGUGUCGUUGACCGUUGCAGAGAAGAAUGUGCAGAUUGAUUGGAGGUGCUUUGUGAGGGAUGUUGGAUUCUUCCUGAUCACCUUGGUGGCACUGUCGAUUAUGUUGAUUGUCGGGAAGGUGACCGUUUGGGGAGCUAUGCUGUUUGUGUCGAUUUAUGUGGUUUAUGCAUUUGUGGUUGCUGCAAAUGAGUUAUUAAGGAAGCACGCACGGAUGCUGAAGUUUGAUGUAGUCACACCAUUGCUUCCUGUGAGGGGAAGUAUCUUCUCACACGGACUAGAGGAGGAUGAUUCUGUGUACAGUUCACUUCUUGAGGAGGACACAAGUGAUGAGGCGGCCCAGGUAAACACAUCAUUGCCGCAGUGGAUGUGGGCUUCUCAUGUGGCUAUCUACUCAAAUCAGGGGAGAGAUGGUUCACCUGACAGGCCUUUGUGGGGUUGGAAUGAGGAAGGCAGAGUGGAUACCUCCACGCUUAACUACUCCAAACUGUUUCUGUUUUUGGAGCUACCCUUGACAAUACCAAGAAAGUUGACGAUUCCAAUAGUUGAGGAAGACCGCUGGUCACAAGAAUAUGCUGUUGCUAGUGCUGGCUUGGCACCUCUACUCUUAGCAUUUCUGUGGAACAGCCAGGAUGGAGUAUCCACGGGUGCCAGCGUAGCAGCAUAUGUGAUAGCUGGUGUUUUUGGGAUUGCGAUUGCUGUUCUUGCUUUUACAUUCACCAGUCCCGACCGCCCUCCAAGGAGAUACUUACUCCCAUGGGUGUUUGGAGGGUUUGUGAUGAGCAUCGUUUGGUUCUACAUCAUUGCCAAUGAGCUGGUUGCACUGUUGGUUGCAUUUGGAGUGAUACUUGGAAUUAAUCCGUCAAUCCUUGGGUUAACGGUGUUAGCAUGGGGCAAUUCGAUGGGCGACUUGAUGUCAAAUGUGGCCUUGGCAAUGAAUGGAGGAGACGGUGUGCAGAUUGCUAUGUCUGGCUGUUAUGCUGGGCCUAUGUUCAAUACACUUGCCGGCUUAGGAAUAUCGAUGCUGCUUGGAGCUUGGUCGACAGCACCCAACUCUUAUGUUCUUCCGCAGGACCGCUCUCUUAUUUACACGAUGAGCUUCCUGGUUGCUGGAUUGAUCUGGGCACUUGUUACGCUGCCACGGAGCGGUAUGCGGCCUAACAAGACGCUUGGGGUUGGCCUCAUUGUUCUCUACUCAGUUUUCCUUUUCAUUAGAGUAAGCAGUGCUAUGGGGAUAUUGCCACUCCCGGGCUUGAAUUAG
This is a messenger RNA of Triticum turgidum subsp. durum (durum wheat), 1809 nucleotides long. The record is from the annotation of a GenBank genome assembly. Lineage: Eukaryota; Viridiplantae; Streptophyta; Magnoliopsida; Poales; Poaceae.